Molecule: messenger RNA, 706 nt
Organism: Vigna umbellata (rice bean)
Lineage: Eukaryota; Viridiplantae; Streptophyta; Magnoliopsida; Fabales; Fabaceae
Product: short-chain dehydrogenase TIC 32, chloroplastic-like
Source: RefSeq, a predicted model, not a curated record
UGCAAUCAAUACGUAAGAUCUUAGAGAUGUGGCCAUUCAGUAGAAAAGGAGAUUCUGGGUUUUCAUCAUCUUCCACAGCAGAAGAAGUUACUCUUGGAAUCCAUGCUAGUGCUCUCACUGCAAUUGUCACAGGUGCAUCAAGCGGUAUAGGUGCAGAGACAGCUCGUGUUCUUGCAUUGCGUGGAGUGCAUGUGAUAAUGGGAGUGAUUGAUAUGAUGGAUGCUUAUAAUGUUAAGGAUUCGAUACUUAAACAAAUUCCCACUGCUAAACUCGAUGUCAUGAAGUUGGAUCUAAGUUCAAUGGCUUCUGUUCAUCAUUUUGUAGAUGACUUUAAUUCAACUGCUCUUCCAUUGAAUAUUUUGAUAAACAAUGCAGGGAUUUGUGCAUGUCCUUUCAUGCUAUCCAAGGACAACAUUGAACUUCAAUUUGCUAUAAAUUAUUUAGGUCAUUUUCUUCUAACAAAUCUGUUGUUGGAAAAUAUGAAGAAAACAGCAAGAGAAAGUAAGAUUCAAGGAAGAAUUGUCAAUGUCUCCUCCAUGGGUCAUAGAUUUACUUAUCCUAAUGGAAUCCUUUUUGACAAACUUAAUGAUCCAUCAAGCUACAACAAUUGGCGUGCGUAUGGACAAUCAAAGCUUGCAAACAUUUUACAUGCCAAUGAACUUGCAAGACGUUUCAAGGUUCUACCACAUUAAAUUUUUCAUUCUAU